GGAUGCUGAAGUGUUCCCUCAUCAACACCUUCACUGCUGGUCAGUUUACUGAGGAGGCAGUGCUGUUGCGUGCCUUGGGUGUGUCAGCGGACGUAACGGAAGCCGGCCAUCCGGUGGCUGCACUGUGGGAACGGUAUAAAUCAGCGGCGCUAUCCAAAACGAUGGGAAAAAGUUGCUCCGGAGUUCAAGCCUGGUGUCCUGUUGCGUGAUCUCCCGCAGCUAACCUCAGGAAACCAGCCGACUCCAUUCACUGACCAUCAGUCCUGAGCGCACCAUCAGUCCGCUGCGCCGCGCUGCGUCUGAGUCUACACUGGAGGGGGGAAAGAAACAACUACAGCAGGAAUAAAACUAAUUUCAUGUUUUAUAUUUGAGAGCCGCUUGCUGCACCGGAGUCAACAGACAUGAUGAAUUUUAUUCUCAUCUGCCUGCUGUGUGGAUUGUAUGGCGUUCUUGGUAAAGAUAAAGAUCACAAGGGGAGGUUCCCUCGCCUGGAUGUCCAAUCUCAGCAGCUGGUGGUAGAUGCCAACCAGACACUACUGCUUAACUGCAGGGGUCGCUUGGAGCUGACCUGGGUGUUCCCAGCAGGCCUGGACAGGGAGCAGGUGGAGGUGGACGAUUCUCGCUGCGGGAAGGCGAAGCAGCAGUACUGCAGCCGCGUGAGAGUCGGCCGCAGCCAGGCCCAGCACACCGGCCUGUUCCGCUGCCGCUACAAGCACAAACCCCAGAAACAGACGUCCAUCUACGUGUAUGUCACAGACAGCCAGCAGCCAUUUGUGGAAGGUCCGGGGACGAGCACCGAUGUGUUGUUCAUGAAGGAAAAGCAGCCGCUGGUCAUCCCCUGCCGGGUCACCCACCCCAAUCUCACCGCCACGCUGGUCAAGCAGUUCUCCCACCCGAGCGUCCUGAGUCCUGACCAGAGGAACAUCAUUUGGAACAGCAAGCGGGGCUUCACCAUCCGAACGCCCACCUACUUUUACAUCGGCCUCUUCUACUGCCAGACCAUCGUUGACGGGGUCAAACACAAGUCACGUAUGCACUUUGUACACAGACCAGUGAGUAACAUCACGGCGGUGUAUCUGAACAGCAGUACGCCUGUAGAGAUCCUGAAGGGAGAGAGGCUGGUCUUGAACUGCACCGCCACCGCCGAGUUGAACACCAGAGUCAACUUCACCUGGGACUACCCUGGAAAGAGCAACAGCGCCGGCUCCACGUCCAAACGGCUCGUGAAGCACCACAUGUACAUGCUGUUCUACAGCAUUCUGACCAUCCCCAAGCUCCAGCGCUCAGACCGGGGCCUCUACACUUGCCGCGUCACCAGCGGAGCUCAUAGCAAACAGCAGAGGGUCAAUGUCAUCGUCUACGACCGUCCAUUCAUCCGCCUGAAGCCCAGAAAUGGGUCCGUCAUGGUGGUACAAGCGGGACAGAAAUCAUACCGGAUCACUCCCAAACUACGAGCGUUCCCCGUCCCCGAAGUCAUCUGGUUGAAGGACGGCGCGGUGGCGGCAGAGCAGUGCUCCAGAUACCACAUGAACGGGAGCUCCCUGGUCAUCCGGGACGUCGCGGAGGAGGACGCCGGGAAGUACACCGUCCUGGUGCGAAUCCAGGAGCACGGCCUCUACCAGAACCUCACGCUCAACCUCAGGGUCAACGUGAGUCCUCAGAUAGGGGAGAAAGCGGUGUCGUCGCAGGACCCGGGUUCUGUGGCGCGGGGGAGUCGAAAAGCCCUGCCCUGCACGUCCCACGGGGUCCCUCCUCCACACAUCCAGUGGCUCUGGCAUCCCUGCUCGCCCAAAGGCCUGUGUGUGUGUCCGACGUCCUCUUCACUAUGGAGCCCCGUGACGGACGGUCUCCCCGCCACGUCAACGUCCAACCACAUCCUGAGUGUUACUCACAGACAGGAAGUGCUUCAGGGGAGGAAAAAGACGGUGGGAGUCCUGACGGUAGCUGAGGCCUUUGUGUCUGGAGUGUACCGCUGCAUCGCCUCCAACGCCGCUGGCUCCGACCAGCUAGACGUCCACUUCUACGUCACAGACGUCCCAGGAGGCUUCGGUGUGCGCCAGCAGGAGGAGGCCAGAGAGGGCGGGGACCUCCACCUCACCUGCUUGGCCAAUAAGUACCUGUACACGGCGCUGUCAUGGCAACGAGCGAGCGGCGCGGAGGAUGCUCGACCUCGCGGCUCCGCCCUGAAUGUUCAGCAGCUCGCGUCGGGGGCGUUCUCCAACUCUCUGGUCCUGUUGCUAAGGAACCUCACAGCCAGAGACUCCGGGGCCUACAGAUGCUCCGUCCGCCACCUCGUCACCGGGCAGGAAACGCACCUGGACGCGCAGGUGGAGGUCACGAUUCUGGAGCCACCGAUGCUGCUGAGUAAUUUGACCGACUGCACCGUGAACGUGAGCAGCUCGGUGACCCUCGCCUGCCCGUCUCAAGGCGUCCCACCCCCAACCAUCACAUGGUACAAAGACGAACAUGCUUUGUUGCAGGGAUCAGGUAUUGUCAUAUCAGCUGUAGAUGGAUCCCUCCACAUCGACCGGAUCACGCCGGAGGAUCAGGGCCUGUAUACGUGCCAGGCCACCAAUGAGAGGGGCUCUGCCGAGAGUUCAGCCUAUAUAUGGGUCAACAGUGCCUCAGAAGCCUCAUUUCUGGAAAUCCCCACUCUCACCUGUACCUGUGUGGUGGCCACUCUCUUCUGGCUUCUGCUCACGCUCUUCAUACGGAAACUCAAGCAGCCACACAGCUCGAGCACCAAACCGGAGUACUUAUCCAUCAUACUGGACACAGGAGAGGGGCCAAUAGAGGAGCAGUGUGAGAGGCUACAGUACGACCCCAACCAGUGGGAGUUUCCUCGAGAGCGCCUUCAGUUAGGGAAGCCUCUGGGCCGCGGAGCCUUCGGUAAAGUGAUGCAGGCGUCUGCGUUUGGCAUAGACGCCUCCACCAGCUGCAGGACUGUGGCUGUCAAGAUGCUCAAAGAGGGAGCUACAGCCAGCGAACACAAGGCCCUGAUGACUGAGCUGAAGAUCCUCAACCACAUUGGAAACCACCUGAAUGUUGUCAACCUCCUGGGAGCAUGCACCAAAUCCGGAGGGCCUCUGAUGGUCAUUGUCGAAUACUGUCGUUUUGGAAACCUCUCUACCUUCCUAAAGAACAAGAGGGAGGUGUUUGUGCACAACCGGCAGCUACUUGAUUUCUCCCCCAUUCAGUCGGCCGGAGGAAAAGAUGGAGGGUCAGAUUGUGUCAUGUCUGACAGCCAGAGCAGCGUUAGAGCAGAUGAUGAGGGAGACAAGAAAGGCGGUAGCCUCGAUGCCAAAUCUGCCUCGAACUCCCCUCUAUUCCUGGAGGAUCUCAUAUCGUUCAGCUUUCAGGUGGCACGAGGGAUGGAGUUUCUGGCCUCCCGCAAGUGUAUUCACAGAGACCUGGCAGCGAGGAACAUUCUGCUGUCCGACAAUAAAGUGGUGAAGAUCUGUGACUUCGGCCUGGCCAGAGACAUCUACAAAGACCCCGACUACGUCCGCAAGGGAGACGCUCGCCUCCCUCUGAAGUGGAUGUCUCCCGAGUCCAUCUUUGACAAGGUGUUCACCACCCAGAGUGACGUGUGGUCCUACGGCAUACUGCUGUGGGAGAUCUUCUCCUUGGGAGCCUCCCCGUACCCCGGCCUUCACAUAGACGAGGAGUUCUGCCACAGGCUGAAGGGAGGGACGAGGAUGCGGGCGCCAGAGUACAGCACACCUGAGAUUUACAGCACGAUGCUAGCAUGCUGGGAAGCCAGUCCCUCAGAUCGACCCACCUUCACAAACUUGGUGGAGACCCUGGGAGACCUGCUACAAGCAAGAGUGCAGCAGGAUGGGAAGGAUUAUAUUCCUCUGGGAUCCUUCAUGAAUGGAGACACUGGUCGGUGUGAGGCCUUCAAAGAAAACCCGCUCGCAGUCACAAACCUGAGUUACAUGAGGGGCAUGGCCACACUUCAGACGUUUGAGGAAAUAACCUGCGAGGACCCAGACGGCCCUGAUGAUGAGCAGAGCGACAGCGGCAUGGUCCUACCGUCGGAGGAGCUGAAGAACAUGACGGGGAACAACAGCAGCACCAAGAACGGCAAACUGAGCAGAUUCUCCCCCUUUACUAAGUGUCGAGAUACCCAGGUGCCCACCCUGUGCAGUGACAUCUCUGGUCUCCAUGACGAUGAGCCCUCGACCCUGCCCGAGUGGGAGUCAGACGAGGGCGGCUCCCCCCCUCCAGACUACAACUCUGCCUUCCUCUACCCGUCCCUCUAGCAUCUGCUCAUCUUUUGACAGCUUCACACAGGGUUUAUAUAUUUUUUUUCCGCUUGUCAUUCGUAGUCGCUGCUUUGACACUUUGCCUCCUCUACCUCAUUAUGGAGUCUGCAGGUAUUCACCCCCCCUCCCCUCCCCUCCCCUCACCCAUCCUUUCUUAUAGGGAAGUAUAAACCUCCCAGAUAACCUUCAGCAGCCAAAUGUAGAAACUUACUUACAAAAUCCCGUGCUGUUACACAACGAAGCUUCCUCACUAUGAUCAAGUAUUAUGUAUCUCUGUGCUUUCCUUCACGUGACCCCCUUCCAAGAGCAGCUAACCCAUGCUGUAGUGAGGAACGUUUUCGCCUACCUAUGACUACUAAAGCUUUAUAGUAUUGGUACCUCAUGCUGGUGGCUGUGCGAAGAGGAGCACCGCUGUAAGAAACAUCUGCUCCUCUUGCACGGCUAAUAUAUGCUGGAAAAAUCAUCCACUGAUUGACACUGUUGUUGUUAGACUGAAUGUAUUUAUUCUAAUUCUGCAGUCACGCCACGGAUGAAUUUAUCCGUUUUGUGUCUUUCUGUUUUAUUCGGCACACGUAGACCUGUAAGAAAAAAAUCUAACUUUUAUUAGAAUAAUAUUUAAAUAGUUUAAAUUGUCCCUGUUCAGAUUCAGAAAAUAUUAUUUGUCCCACGGGGAGCAAUUUAAUUAAAUCUUCGCAAGUCACAAUAUUAGACUAGAUUUAUGUGUAUAUUCUAUAUAUUGCAAGUUCCCUUUAAUCAUUUAUAAAGAAUGCUGAAUGUGGAAAGAUGAACUUAUGGUUUCCCCUGUUUGUUCCCUUUUUCAUAAGAUUAGUCGGUCGUCAGAGACGUCCACAAUGACAUGUCAGUGAUCAUUGACUUCAUAUACACAGCUUGGUCCAUAUUUGUCUGGUCACUGUUAGUUUUUGAUAUUUAAGCAAUUUCUCAAAAUGUACUGAAGCUGCAAUUUAAAUAAUGAAUACGGGAUUAAAGUUUUAGAUGAACUAGAGAUUGUCUCUGCUGCCAACGUACCAAGCGUAUAUGGACCUAACUGUAGAUGUGCAUCUGGAUAAUUUAGUCAGAUUUUAUAUCCAGAUGCAUAUUGACAUCAAAACACUUUUUAUGAAGUCAGCUAGAUUUGCAAUGUAACUUUAUUAUUACAAAAACAGUGUCAACCCCCCCGAGCCCCCGUGUCCUCAUGUGGACGGAGUUUAUUGUGCUUCAUUUAAACCCAUUGUCCUCAUUUGUGGACGCUUUAGUCUGCCUUCUAGUGGUAGCAAAGGUUAAAACGUAUUUAUCUAGUGUUUGUAGUUUGAUAUGACGUGCAUAUUUAAUACAUUUUAUCAAUAGCAAUGAGCUGCUAAUUAGCAAGUACUCGCUUGAGGACGUCGGGACUUCAUUGUUUGCUAUUCGGUCUUUGCACAGCCAUGUUCAGGUAUUAAAAUAAACGAUUUUUAUGUUUUGUCACACGUUGCCGACUUCUUUAUCAUAUGAAUAAUGUAAUAAUCCCAGUGUCCACAUAUGAGGACAUAGUUUUUUUUUUUCCAAAAACUUCUUUAGGGCUCACUAGUCCCAAAUACUGUGGAGAAAUUAAAAAUGCAUACAUUAUAAAAGCUGUGUUCUCUUGUAUUUUCUAACUAAAGAUUGUAUUUAUCAUCCACUAAAAUCCAACCUGUUGACUGUAAAACUCAACUAAAUGUUCCAAGUUAACGAUUAAAAGCCAAGUAUCA
Molecule: messenger RNA, 5992 nt
Organism: Mugil cephalus (flathead mullet)
Lineage: Eukaryota; Metazoa; Chordata; Actinopteri; Mugiliformes; Mugilidae
Gene: flt1
Product: fms related receptor tyrosine kinase 1
Exons: 30
Coding region: 402-4265 (1287 amino acids)
Biological process (GO): protein phosphorylation; positive regulation of kinase activity; multicellular organism development
Cellular component (GO): signaling receptor complex; plasma membrane
Molecular function (GO): ATP binding; vascular endothelial growth factor receptor activity
Source: RefSeq, a predicted model, not a curated record